Molecule: messenger RNA, 1674 nt
Organism: Rhopalosiphum maidis (corn leaf aphid)
Lineage: Eukaryota; Metazoa; Arthropoda; Insecta; Hemiptera; Aphididae
Product: putative RNA-binding protein Luc7-like 1
Exons: 7
Coding region: 810-1562 (250 amino acids)
Biological process (GO): mRNA splice site recognition
Cellular component (GO): U1 snRNP; U2-type prespliceosome
Molecular function (GO): mRNA binding
Source: RefSeq, a predicted model, not a curated record
UUACAAAAUAGCAAAUUAAAGUGUGUUAACACGUUAGAUUCCUGAAUAUCGUUGUUUCUGUCUUAUUAUUUAUCAUAUUUGUCAGUAAAAAUUACAAUUUCUAUCAAUUAAUUUACAGCACCAAUUUAAUUCACCUGUUAAGUCUGUAUCCCGUACAUAUCUGUUAAAUAAUUUGUCCGUUUAAAAUACUAAUCUAGACCUCUGGUACGGCGUCCCAUCAACCAUGUCUGCGCACGACCAAAUGAGAGCCAUGUUGGACCAGCUCAUGGGCACUGGCAGGAACGGGGAAACAAGUAGAUACCAAGUGCAGUUCAAUGAUCCAAAAGUCUGUAAAAGUUUCUUAUUGUAUUGCUGUCCUCAUGACAUAUUGGCAUCUACCGAAUAGUCAAAAACGAAUUGAGUUUUGAUUCGUUUCAAGACAAUGAUACAAAGAUGGGGAAGAUGCUCGCCAUCAAUGCUUCAAUGUCGGUGAGCAAAUUGUAAAUGGUCGUCUGUCUGUAAGUCAAACAAUUUUGAGACAACGACAGAGCUAUCUGUUACAAUACAUUAAUUAUAUUUUGUUGCUUAAUGUUAUGUUAUAUUAUUUAUAUUUAUUUAACACAAUUCAUUCAGGCCAUGUAUCUUCUUAGAGUGAGCAAGUGUAAGUUUUGAGGUUAAGUACUCGAUACGUAAGUCACUAUAUAAUGCUAUUUUCCCUAUAUUGUGUAUAUUUUCAUGUUUCCAGGUCAACCUAUUCCAUGUAAAUCCUUAAUUUCCAUAUUAAUUUAUUUGACGUGUUGUAUUAUUGAACUUUUAUAUUAUUUCAGCGCAUGGACAUUGGUGAGUGUCCAAAAAUACAUGAUAAUGCAUUAAGAGCGGAUUUUGAAAAAGCUCAACAAAAGUUUGAUCACUAUUAUGAUGUAGAUGCUACUGAGCAUUUACAAGCAUUUAUUAGUGAUUGUGACAGAAGAACUGAAGCCGCUCGAAAACGACUAUUGGAAACUCAGGAAGAGCUUACUGCUGAAGUAGCCGAAAAAGCCAAUGCUGUUCAUGAGUUAGCUGAGAAAAUAGGACAAACAUUGGCCAAAGCUGAAGAAUUGGGUGCCCAAGGUUUAGUGGAUGAAAGUCUCAAGUUGAUGGGAGAAAUUGAAGAUUUACGUAAAAAAAAAUCAGAAGCAGAAGAUACUUACAGAAAUUCAAUGCCUGUAAGCAGUUAUCAACAGCAAAAAUUAAGGGUGUGUGAUGUAUGUUCAGCUUAUUUAGGUAUUCAUGAUAAUGAUCGAAGAUUAGCUGAUCAUUUUGGAGGAAAAUUACAUUUAGGAUUUAUCAAAAUAAGAGAAAAACUAUCAGAACUUGAAAAAAAUUAUGAAGAAAGACAUGAAGCUCGGCGUAAAUUUGAUGAACAAGAACGUUAUAAGAGAGAUGAUAAAAGAAGUCAUCGGUCUAGAAGUGGAGAUCGAAAUGAACGACACCGGCGAUCUAGCAGGUCCCGUAGUCGUCACAGUAGACAUCGUUCACGUAGUCGUAGUCGGAGUCGAACCCACAAACAUGAUAGAAGAGAUCGAGAUAGACGUCGUCACUAAUAAUAAAUUAUUUCAUUUCAAUGACACAUAAAUCUUUUUUAUAUAACAUUAAUUUGGACAUAUUUAUAAUUUUAAUAAUAAGAUGAAUAAAAACCAGUUAAAUUUACUAAUA